This is a messenger RNA of Arabis nemorensis, 1290 nucleotides long. The record is from the annotation of a GenBank genome assembly. Lineage: Eukaryota; Viridiplantae; Streptophyta; Magnoliopsida; Brassicales; Brassicaceae.
AUGGCUCAACGAAAGAUGGCCCGUUUACCUCGGCUAGUUGAAAAGAACAUGUCUAUGUUUAAGGAAACAUACGAGGGAACAUCUUUGCACCUAGCCACACAACUAGGGGACGAGGUAGACGCAAAGAAGAUAAUCGAGCUCUUCCCUUCUCUAGUCAGUUCCACCAACUCGAAAGGUGACACUCCUCUUCAUUUAGCUGCUAUCUUGGGACACACAAACAUCUUGAUUUUGAUGUUAGAGUCCACGAAUCCGCUGCGAAACAAAAACCUAUAUGAUUCAAAAGUUGAAGAAAUGAUGAAUAAAGAUGGCUUGACACCUUUGCAUUGUGCGGCAGUGAAGGGUUCAUUCUUCUUUCGACUCGGUCACACUUGGAAAGAAGGAAACUGUCUUUCAUUUAGCUGCGAGACACAAGAGGAAGGAAGCCUUCAUUUUCAUGGCAAAGAGUGCCGAGUUAGACCAGCUUCUCUACCAGUUCGAUGCAGAGGGAAACACUGUGCUCCAUGUUGCCGCCUACGUAGGCUCUGUUGCCCGGUUGACCUUGUUCACAAGGACGACGAAAAUUUCCUUGAGCUAUCUACCUUUCUGAUGUGUAUUCGGGAGAUAGUAAUUCAACACCCCUCAAGUCGUAGAGAAAUGGGAAGUUUUGAAGUCCAAGUAGUCGACGAAUUAGAGAGGCAGAAGGAGAUUCUAAGAGUUCAAAGUAGAGAUAAUCCAAAGAAACCAUUUGAGAUGCAAUUGGAGGCUAUGCAAAGCGCUAGGAAUACACUCACCAUUGUCGGGGUGUUGAUUGCAUCGGUUACUUUUACAUGCGGUAUAAACCCACCUGGUGGGGUCCAUCAAAGUGGAGACUCCAUAGGGAAAUCAACCGUUGCAAGAACCUUAGCUUUCAUAAUCUUCUCGAUAAGCAAUACCAUCGCGUUGUUUACAUCGGUGUGUAUGGUCAUUCUUCUCCUCAGCAUUAUAGCUUACAGGGAGGAAUCACUCAUGAAAUUCUUGGUCAUAGCUCAUUGUAUGAUGUGGGUGGCUGUCUCAGCCAUGGGAAGUGCUUAUGUCUCCGCGGCAUCGGUAACUUUGCCACAUUGUGGAAAAACCAUAUGGUUACUCUGUGCCAUUAUUGCUAUCGCGAUCUUGACGCUAGGCGGUAUGUUUGUUUAUCUACGGUUUAAGCUGGAUAAAUGCAUUUUAAGGAAGGAUAAAUUUCUUCAGUGCUUGUCUUCCCAACCAGUACGCAAGAAUGGGUCCGUAGAGAUGGCAGCCAAUUUCAUUAAAGGCUAUUACAAUUAUAAUUGA